Penicillium chermesinum is the source of this 477-nucleotide messenger RNA. RefSeq names its product PaaI family thioesterase. Bases 1 to 477 code for a protein of 158 amino acids. The transcript is spliced from 10 exons. Gene Ontology annotation, molecular function: fatty acyl-CoA hydrolase activity. The record is from RefSeq and is a predicted model, not a curated record. NCBI's taxonomy places the organism in Eukaryota, Fungi, Ascomycota, Eurotiomycetes, Eurotiales, Aspergillaceae.
AUGACUACUCUUCGAUUUGUCCGGUCGGUCUGGGAGUCCUUCCGAGCCACCUCAGGUCUAGAGCCUCGGCUCCUAAACAAUCUUCGAGUGACUGCUGCUCGACCCGGAACCGUGAACUUUGAGCUUGACAUCCAAAAAGAACACACUAACCGCUUGAGUAUUAUUCAUGGAGGCACCAUUGCAAGCAUGGUUGAUCUGGGUGGAUCCCUAGCUGUGGCUUCGAGGGGAUUAUUCGCUACCGGAGUGUCUACCGAUUUAAAUGUCACCUAUUUGAACGCUGGCGGCAGAGUGGGCGACAAAAUCUUGGCUGAGGUCACCUGUGACAAGUUUGGAAAAACGCUUGCUUUCACCAAUAUUUUAUUCACUAACCCCAAGGGAGACGUUGUCGCCAGAGGCAGCCACACCAAAUACGUGACACUGGCCUGGAGGGACCCGAACAACAUUGUGGAGGAGAUCAACAAUCUCAAGGAGCCAUAA